AUGCCUACUGUGUCAUCACAGCCAAAGCGCAAGCCUCAGAUCAGUGCGCAGUAUGGACGCAACGCCCGCACUGCCGCUGCAUCCCACCUUGACGGUGACGCGAUGGACAUCGACACGCCCGAACAGGAGGAGGCGGACGACGCCGACGAUGAUACGUCGAGCUCGCUCAUGGCGCGCCUUCUGAGUAACCGUCCCACCGCGCGUCCCUCGGGGUUGCGGUCCGGCUCGUCGAUGGCAGUCGAUACGCUCGAAGACGCCGAACCGGAGUGGGGCAACGAUGCGAACAUUGUGAGGGCGCCCAAACCUGCCGCGUCUGGCACAGGCGCCGGCUCUCAGCAGUCGACGGGCUCGUCGAAGUUCAAGGUUGCUUCGUCACCGUUCAGAGCUGCAGGAGCAAGGAAGGGCGGGAAGGGCAAAGUGGGUGGCUCGAUGUUGCUCUCGAAACAGGCGAUCAUGCGCAGGGAGAGCGGAUUCUCGUCGAGCUCGAGCGGGUCUAGGUGA
Sporisorium graminicola is the source of this 501-nucleotide messenger RNA. RefSeq lists its product as uncharacterized. Lineage: Eukaryota; Fungi; Basidiomycota; Ustilaginomycetes; Ustilaginales; Ustilaginaceae. The transcript has a single exon. The record is from RefSeq and is a predicted model, not a curated record. Bases 1 to 501 code for a protein of 166 amino acids.